Molecule: messenger RNA, 1518 nt
Organism: Exophiala bonariae
Lineage: Eukaryota; Fungi; Ascomycota; Eurotiomycetes; Chaetothyriales; Herpotrichiellaceae
Exons: 2
Coding region: 1-1518 (505 amino acids)
Biological process (GO): response to endoplasmic reticulum stress
Cellular component (GO): endoplasmic reticulum lumen
Molecular function (GO): protein-disulfide reductase activity
Source: RefSeq, a predicted model, not a curated record
AUGGCUCGAUCAUUCCUUCUUCAAUUGGCAUUUGCCUUAACUUUCCUCGUCUUCGCAGAUGCCAUAUACACCAAGAAUUCCCCUGUCCUCCAGGUCACUGCAAAGACAUAUGACUCUUUGAUCAAGCAAACUAAUCAUACUUCGAUUGUUGAAUUCUAUGCACCGUGGUGUGGACAUUGCCAGAAUCUCAAACCUGCCUACGAGAAAGCCGCAAAGGCCCUAGCCGGACUAGCAAAGGUUGCUGCAAUCGACUGCGACGAUGAAGCCAAUAAGCCCCUGUGCGGCCAGAUGGGUGUAACAGGAUUUCCCACUUUGAAGAUUGUGAAACCAGGAGCCAAACCAGGUCGGCCUGUGGUGGAGGACUACAAUGGAGCGCGCUCUGCAAAAGCAAUAGUUGAUGCUGUCAAGGACAAAAUCCCCAAUCAUGUCAAGAGACUGCAGGGUUCGACCUUCGUCACUUGGUUCAACGAAGAAUCAAACACCGCUAAAGCCGUUGUCUUUUCCGAGAAAGGUACUACGAGCCCCCUCGUCAAAAGUCUGGCGGUCGAUUUCCUCGGAAGUAUUGCUUUUGCCCAAGUCAAAGAUGCCACCACUGCGAAGAAAUAUGGAGUCUCUGAGUUCCCAGCCGUUCUUCUCAUUCCUGCUCAAAGUGUUAACCCAAUCCCCUACAAGGGCGACCUCAAUCGGGAAUCAUUGUUGAGCUUUUUCGCCCAGGUCGCUUCGCCGAACCCCGAUCCUGCGCCUCCAAAAGCGAAAGCACCCAAAUCAUCCAGAAAGCCAAAGGCCACUUCAUCUGCAUCCGCAAAAUUCUCCCGUGCUUCAGAGGCCCACAAGUCAUCUGAUUUCGACGAUUUUAUGGGAAGCUCAGGGACUAUUGUUCUUGAUGAUGACACCCCAACCGAGUCACCGAUUCCGAUUGUCAAUAAUCAACAAGAGCCAGUUGCAAUUCCCUCAAUUCUUCUACCGAUUCCCACCCUCUCAACUUCUGCCGAUUUGGAAGCGUCGUGUUUGGCACCCAAAAGUGCAAACUGCAUCUUGGUCCUUCUGCCCGCCAAACACAAUGCUGAUUCUAUCUCCGAAGCCGAGACAUCAGUACUUUCAGGGUUCGCCGAGAUCGUUGAAAAGCACAAGAAGCGCCAAGCAAAUGUAAUCCCUAUGUUUGCCAUUCCUGCCGAUGUGGCCGCUGCUACGAGAAUAAGACAGGACCUGGGCAUCAGUCCGCCUGAACAUCUUGAAGUGGUGGCGCUGAACAUGAAGCGCGGCUGGUGGCGCCAUUACUCCUCUAAAACUUACGAAAUACUUGAGUUGGAAGAUUUUGUGGACGCCAUCAAGCUUGGAGAAGGCGCCAAACAAAAACUUCCUUCCACUUUUGGAGGUUCAAGUGAAGAUCAAUCAAAACCUGACGCCAAAGAUGACUUUUCUAUCGUGGGAGAUAAAACCUCAGAAUCAGAGACCACCAACAUUGUCACCGAGGUAGAGCCACAGAAAACUACUGCAUCAAGACACGAGGAAUUGUGA